AUUUGCAAAUGAUGUUUUAUCAUUUCAGGUUCUGCUGUUGAAGAAGAAGAUAAAAAAUUCUCAAUGUAUCCUAAGCAAUUUGAUAAGAUGGGGACAGAGAGGAACCUUGUGCAGUUCUCUAGCAGCAUCAAUGAAUCCCAGUUAGCUCUGCCUCCAAAAGGAGUUCGGCCAAGUGCCCAUGAUAGAGAUUCUGAACUUUUUAAAUCAUACGGUCAACCAUGCUUGGCAUUAACUGAUCAGAUAGUAGAUACAGCUAAAGAUUUGAGGUUUCCUGAGGGUGCUCAAUUGAUUCCCACUAAACCAAGUAAAGACCUUUCCCUUUAUGUGGAAGAGUUAGAUAUCCCAUGGAAUGAUCUUGUCCUAAAAGAAAGAAUUGGAGCAGGUUCUUUUGGAACUGUCCAUCGUGCUGAUUGGCAUGGCUCGGAUGUUGCUGUGAAAAUUCUCAUGGAGCAAGACUUUCAUGGAGAACGCUUUCAGGAAUUUUUGAGGGAGGUUGCAAUAAUGAAGCGCCUACGGCAUCCAAAUAUUGUUCUUUUUAUGGGUGCAGUCACUCAGCCCCCAAACUUAUCCAUAGUGACAGAAUAUUUAUCAAGAGGCAGCUUGUAUAGGCUUUUACAUAAACCUGGUGCAAGAGAGGUGUUGGAUGAGAGGCGCCGUUUGAAUAUGGCAUAUGAUGUGGCAAAGGGAAUGAAUUAUCUUCAUCGGCGUAAUCCUCCCAUUGUUCAUAGAGAUUUGAAAUCUCCAAAUCUUUUGGUUGACAAGAAGUAUACAGUGAAGGUUUGUGAUUUUGGACUUUCCCGUUUGAAGGCAAACACUUUUCUGUCAUCAAAAUCUGCUGCAGGGACUCCUGAGUGGAUGGCACCAGAAGUUCUCUGCGAUGAGCCAUCAAAUGAGAAGUCAGAUGUAUACAGCUUUGGUGUAAUAUUGUGGGAGCUUGCAACAUUGCAACAGCCCUGGGGCAACUUAAAUCCAGCGCAGAGAUUGCAUCUUAUUGUUAAUAAUUGA
Molecule: messenger RNA, 1005 nt
Organism: Pistacia vera
Lineage: Eukaryota; Viridiplantae; Streptophyta; Magnoliopsida; Sapindales; Anacardiaceae
Product: serine/threonine-protein kinase CTR1-like
Exons: 10
Coding region: 64-1005 (313 amino acids)
Biological process (GO): protein phosphorylation
Molecular function (GO): protein kinase activity; ATP binding
Source: RefSeq, a predicted model, not a curated record